UUAAACAAUAUAAAUAACCGGAAAGGAACAGAUAAUAUACAACCAAUACCAAAAGGAAUAUUUAAAUCAAACACGGUAGAUGCAGAAACCAGUCCUUCGGAGGUCAAGAUGACUAUUAAUAAUGAGGAAAAGAAUAGUGAAAAUUGUGAUACAAAUUCAGGGCAAACUGGUAAUUCUGAUAAUAUACCAAAAACAAAAAGACCUGAAAUUCUUGAAACUGUACCUUCUAAAAUAAAGCAAAAGUCUAUGACGAUUACAAUUACAAAUGAUAAUGAAUCAGCCGAUGGUAAUUUUAAUGAUUUACCUAAAUCUGUUAAUAAAAUGGGAAACACAGAAAUUAUUGAUACCAUUCCCAGUCCGUCGCAGAUUGAAUCUGUGGAAGUAACAGACGAAGGCGAAGAUAGUGAGAGAAAAGACGUAUCACGCGAGGAAUCUGAUUGUGAGCUGGAUAACACUGAAGAAAAUGACAGUACUUCAAUUAAUAAUUCUGAUGGAAGUGAUCGUGAUGAUAUAAGUAAUGGUGAAUUUGAGAAUAAUAAUGAAAAUUCUGAUGAAACAAACUUUACAGAUGACUCAGAUAUGCGAACAAUAGAUUCUGAAGAAACCUGUUUUGAGGACUCUGUUGAUCAACAAGAUACUGUACCCGAUAAUAGUAAUAAUUCGCCAAAGGUAUUUGAAACAGAUGACCAACGUUCUGAUUCCGAUAUAGUACCGGAUGACGGCAACUCCAAAGAAGACUGUGUCGAUGACAUUCACAAUCAAAAAUCAGUUAUAGAUACAAAACAAAGGGAUGAAAAUAUUGAAUUUAAUAGGCUAAAUCUGCUUAAAGAAGAUAUUUUAAGAAAGCUUAAUAAAUUAAAAAACCCUAAUAACAAAAUAAAUGAAGAAGGCUCAAGAAAAUGUGAAGAUGAAAGAAAUACUGAUACAAAUAAAACUGUUGCAUUAGAUAACGUUACCUCUAAAACCCUUGAGAUACAGGAUUUACAAAACAUGUCGGAUAAACUACUAGAUUUGAGUAAUAAAAAAGAUCAAGUUGUCGAUGCUUCUGAAAAAGUUUCUUGUAAAAACGACCAUAUUAGUACAGUUACUAAUUCAGAUAUUGAGAAUGUUGAUGACAAUCGUUCAAUGAAUGAUAUUGAGGAAAUUUCUCAGAGCACAGAAGAUGUAGAAAAUAAUGUUCCUGAAUUUGGCUCCACUACGGAAAAAAUUAUUGAGCAUGAUGAAGAUGUAAAUAAACAAUUUUCAUGCACAUCAAAUUUAGAUACAAAAAUUACUUCUGUUUCCCGAAAUAACUUAAAUAAUGAAAUGAUAGGUGAUGCAAGUAAUCCUUUCAUAAAUAAAGUAAUACCUGAAAGUGGAAAUAAACCAUCUUUACUUCAUAAUAUUUUACGUCCAACAGAUAAGAAAAAUUUGUCUAGUAUUUUGCAACCAAACUUUGAAUUAUUUAAUAACGAUGAACAAAGUAUAGUAGAUAAUUCGAAUACCAUGUCAGGAGAUGCUAGUACUCCAACUUUGUCAUCUGUUCUGCCUAAAUUCCAACCUUUAGAAAAUAUUGAUUUAGACAUAUUUCAACUAAGACCAUUACUUGGUCCACAUGAAUUGCUAUCUAAAGUACCUCGUUUAAAUUUUAACAAUUAUAAAGCUAAAUUGGCUGUUCCAAAAGGUUUUCAUUUGAAACCAAUGAAACUGGAAUCAUCUCUGGGUGACAAAAAUGGAUUACUCGGUGCAGCUUUGACAGUCGGAUCGGAUAAGCCUUUUAGGACAGGUUCUAGCUUGUUUAGUGGUCCUUUGGGAUUAAACAAUCUACCGAGUCUUGAAGAGUUACAUUCUAAUAUGAGAGAAAAUGCACAAAAUCUUUUAUUAACGCCUUUAGACAUCACGGGCAGAAAUUUAAUUGAUGACUCCCUGCGAUCAACUCAAACACUUACUGAUAAUAUUAGAUCACAUGCCAAAAAUACCAUGAAGGAUAUUCAUCAGUCUUUUGAGACUACACUAAAAGACGUAAAACAAAGCGAUUUAGGAAUAUUGGCUGAUCCGUUGAGAGAUCCCAAGGAGUUUUUUGAGGCUAUGUCCAGGACACAUGAAGAUGUAUCCGAUAAACUCAAGGCAAUCCACUACGAUUUAAAUGACCGCUUAGAGUCUAUACGUGAUCGUAUUACUGAUCAGUCAUUGCUCCCAACUUUGAGUAUGCCAAUGCAAAGUACUUUGACGUUUGGACCAGAAAAAAUUAAAGAAAGGACAUCAUUUUCAAGCUCUUACAGCAAACCUGGGAAGAAGUUGAAAGCUAUAGUGAAAUCUAAACCCCAGACUAUCUCAAGAGCUAGUUCACGCAAAAAACCAAUUAGGAAUAAAAACAUUAAAAUGCCAGCAGCUCCAAGCAUUAAUGUACCAAAAACUGUAAAAGCACCGAAACUUAGAACAGUUACUACAUCUUCACCACCACCCUUCAUAUUAAAAUACCCUAGUCUGAGAACCUCGUCACUGCUGACCAAUAAAAACCCUAUAACGGACUUUUUACAUGAACCUGUUAGUAAUUUCAGAGAUAAUACCAGGGUCCCUGUGUUAGGAAAAUUUAAACCGGCAGAAAACAAAGUGAAAAUAUCCUUUGGAAGUACUACACUAAGACCCGAUUUUACUAUUAAAAAACCCAACAUAGGUUUUAGACCAACAGUACCGAGAAGGCCAAUACUAUCAACAAAGUUAAAAGGCGGUGAUUCUAAAAUAGGUUCUAAACUAAGACCAUUUGAUACCAAUGGAGCUCCGAGUGAAAUUGCAUCCACUAGACUGAAGCCACCAGUUAUCACUGAAAGAAUUGAAGAGCAAAGGCCAUUAAAUAAAAUUAAUACCGGAUUAACUAAGUCCAGACCUAUAAUGAUUAAAUCUAUACCUCCUAAUAACGACGGCAAAUUUACAAACGCACACGGCGGUAGACAAUUUUCCCCAGAUAAAAGCGCAAAAGAGUCUAACAAUCCAACUUUGGCAAAUUCUAGGCCUCUAGGGUCACCUAAGAAUGCGGACAUAUUAGCUUCUCUCAGAGAAGCUGUAAGGGCUAGGUUAUCUAAUAUAACUCCAUUGAAUAAUGAUAAAAUUGUACAACCAACGAACAUUCAGUCAGAUAUGUUAAGAUCAGCUUCGGAAAAUGUUGUUUCAACUAAUGUAGAUCGUUUGAUGAAAGAAAAUGCUUCUUAUACUUGUAAAAUGAUGUGUACUAGAAAUCAUUAAAUUAGAUUGGAUUGUAUGUAUGUUUGUUACUGUGAUUGUCAAGUUACAAAGAACAUCAUAGUAUAAUUUGCCUUACAGUGAUCUGAUAAAACUUAUUAAGAAUGUAAGACUGUUGAUAUAAAUGAUUAUAUG
Amyelois transitella is the source of this 3354-nucleotide messenger RNA. RefSeq lists its product as uncharacterized. The transcript has 2 exons. The record is from RefSeq and is a predicted model, not a curated record. NCBI's taxonomy places the organism in Eukaryota, Metazoa, Arthropoda, Insecta, Lepidoptera, Pyralidae. Bases 109 to 3222 code for a protein of 1037 amino acids.